Rotaria sp. Silwood2 is the source of this 2802-nucleotide messenger RNA. The record is from the annotation of a GenBank genome assembly. NCBI's taxonomy places the organism in Eukaryota, Metazoa, Rotifera, Eurotatoria, Philodinida, Philodinidae.
AUGAAUCGGAACGAUUGCAAUCUUCGUAGUCACCUGGGUCGUAUUCAUAAUAUGGUUGAAGUAAUGUAUACCUCACAACGUCAACAACGUGCUACAAGAUCCAAUCAAAUUAAACCUGAAAAAAAGCGAGAAUUUCAUGAAGCUGCUAUUGAAUGCAUUAUCAGAGAUGGACGUCCAUUUGGUGACUUUCACCGUCCGGGAAUGUCGAAAUUUCUCAAUGUUAUUUGUCCUGGCUAGUAAGUUACUUCAUUCGGAUAAAAUGUACUACUUUUACCAAUCUUCUAUUUCUAUGAAAUUUGAUGUAACAUAUACUAUGAAACGUAUUAAAAAAUUUUAACAUUAGUAUUUUAUGGAAUAUACUUAUGCCGAUUGUGUUUAAGUGCUAAAUGAUGAUCACAUUUAAAUAUAUAUCUUUUCAUUAUCUAUUAGACUCUGAUACAUAGUUAGUUAAGAAUAAAAGAAUACUGAUCGAUUUAUGGACAGAAAAAAUACUAAGUUUUAUAAUCCAUAUGAAGUUCAGAAAUAGAUUCUAAUUAUUUAAGGUUUUGAUAUUUCGCUGAAAAAGAUGUUAUUAUUAAAACAAAAGUCUGGUUUCGAUGUUUGUCGUCAAUAAUAAUUAAUCGAAAACAACGUUGAUAAAAAUAGUUUAUUUUGUGUUCUAAUUCUAGUCUUUUACUAAAGUUUACUUGAUUUUGAAGCAUCACAUUCUACAGAAGAAAAAAUGAAGCUAUAGUAACUUUGAAGAAACAAAGAUUUCUUUCUUUCUUCUGAAUAAAUGAAUCUACGCUACGAGUAAGUCAAUAACACUUUCUCAGUUCGUUUGAUGCUGUUAUGAGCAUAGAAUUUAUCAGCAAACUAUUAAAAUUAGAAGGUUUAAUUCAAUCUAUAAGAACAGAAAUAAAUCUCGACUGUGCUUUUCCAUGAAGCAGGCUUAUUUUGGUGCCAAAAAAUUGUUUUUUAAAAUUUUUGAUAAAAUUUACCCACUAUUACUCAACGAAUGUCUAUCAAAACAGUCAGAAGACGUUUCCUUUUAGAGCAUCUUCUACUAUAAAAAGCUGAUCUGAUUUCCCGGUAAUCUCAGUCCAUUCCAUACGUAAAGUUUAUUGAAGAGCCGUGGUCUUGAUAAUACAUAAGUAUUUGCAGUCAUACCUGCCAUUGUUUUCAUUCUCGUUACAAUGGCUAUACAAAUCGAACAUCACUAAUCAACAAUUAUAAAUUAUCAUCUUUCUUGAAAUUGAGGACAAAAAAUUGAUUUAAUCGAUUUUAGAAGAGAAAUAAGCUGAAAUAUGUCAAACAAAAUCUAAUUGAAGAUAUUCUGUUAUGUACAAUUGAAAAUAAAUAUAUAGUGCAACGAUCAUCCAAGAACGGAUAGCGACAAGCGAAGACAAUAGAAAAAAAAUUAUUUAAAAAAUUUUUAGCGAAUGCUUAGACACGAAAAGUAUUUUUUUAAUACAGUUUAUGCUGGUAAAUUUGAAUUGGAAACAUUAAGCUACUGGAACGUUAAUCUUUAUACUCAGACUCAUUUUCAAAAUGAAAAUUAGAAUAUAGUUCUUUAUGAAUAGUAAAGAGAAAGACAUAUAACAGAGUACAUUCUCAGUGAUUACUUCUCAUUCUAAAUUUGCCAAAUAAAUUGAAGCCGCAUCUAGUAAUAAGAAAAUAGACAAAUUUGCUGAUCGGAAUCUCAAUGUAAUAUUUUUUUUACACGCUCUGGUUUGUUGUCAAUUAUGAGAUGCGGUAGAUGUUUCUAGAAAAGAGAUGCUUUUCAAAUUACCAAGACAUCGGUUACAUAUACCAAAAAUAUUACACAAAUGAUGCUAGGUAAAUGUUAUUUCUGUGCUGCAUAAGAUUUUUCACCACAAUCAAGUUUGUCUUGAUACUAAAUGUGUAAUUUGAAUUGAGAUAUAACUCUAUCAGCAUCCCAAACAAAAAUAUGUUCAUCUUAAAAUACUACUAGCAGUAAUCUACUGUAAGUCUAAUUAACUCAACAAUGUAUUUCAGCGUUUGCUUAUAUUUUAUAGUUUCUGAAGUCAUAUCAAAUAUUGAGCUAUAUCUUGCGUGUUAUUUCAAGGGACAAUAUUUUCUCAAUAUGCCAAAUUAAGGUGAAAACGAACAUAUUGAACAAUAAUAAUAAUUAUUGUCUAUAUAUUUAUGCAAUAUUUGAGAAUAUUUGGCAUUUCUGAACUUAAUAAUAACCAAGAAGCUUCAGAAAACGGAAUUCUUUCUUUAUCGGAUAAUGUUUUCAAUGACAAACUGAAUGUUCUGUUUGCUUUCUCAAACUUAAAAAUAUGAGUGUAACAAGUUUUGUGUAGGGGUCUUAAAUAAAAUAUUUUUAAUUGGUCUUUUAUCUGGCUUGUUAUUUACCAAAUCGCACCUACUUUUCGUUUAAAAAAUUCUAAUCACAAUCUAAAAAACUAGGAGUUGGUAUUGUUUGUUAUAUUUUUAUCAAUAUUAACACAAAAAUAUUAUUUCACUCAAAAUAAAAAUGUAAAGAUCUGACAACAAGAUAGUUGUACCUCACUUAUUUCAACGAUUAUAUGUAGUUUCGAACAUGCUUAAAAACACGAGAUUUAUCUUAUAUAGUUGUUGCUAUUUCGGUGCUCAUAGAACGCAGCAUCGGAACCUGAAUAAAUAUUAGAAAAUUCACCAUUAAUGACUUGGGAGAAUCUAUUGAAAGAUCUGUGCACCUAUUUUUUGUAUGACAGCUAAGAUUUAUUUAAGUAUUCAUUUUUCAUAAGUGUAUUAAAAUAAAUUCUUCAAAUGCCAGUGUUAGACUAUAUUAUUGAUAAAAAUUAGUCAACGGAU